CAUGCGCCUCAGCUGUCACGACUCGAACAUCGCUGCGGUUUCUGCGGUGGAAACAUGGCGAUGAGGGCGCUCAGAGGGAUGGUGAACGGAGCCAUGAGCGAGUUUUCAUCGGCCGUCAGCGGGAACAGACCGACCGCCGCUGCUCCGGUCCACCCGGCCGCCGCCGCCGCCUCCAGGGAGCAUGCGAUGGCUGUUAGCCGGGAUUACAUCUCCCAGCCCCGCCUGACCUAUAAAACUGUUUCUGGAGUCAAUGGUCCUCUGGUGAUUUUGGAUCAAGUCAAGUUUCCAAAGUACGCUGAGAUUGUCCAUCUCACUUUGCCUGAUGGUACCAAGAGGAGUGGGCAGGUGCUGGAGGUCACUGGUUCCAAAGCUGUGGUGCAGGUGUUUGAGGGCACUGCAGGCAUCGAUGCAAAGAAGACCAGCUGUGAAUUUACUGGAGACAUCUUACGGACGCCCGUCUCUGAGGACAUGUUGGGGCGUGUGUUUAACGGUUCUGGCAAACCCAUUGACAGAGGACCGGCAGUGCUGGCAGAAGACUUCUUGGACAUCAUGGGCCAGCCCAUAAACCCCCAGUGUCGCAUCUACCCAGAGGAGAUGAUCCAGACCGGCAUAUCUGCCAUCGAUGGCAUGAACAGCAUUGCUAGGGGACAGAAAAUCCCCAUCUUUUCUGCUGCUGGGCUGCCACACAAUGAGAUCGCAGCUCAGAUCUGUCGACAGGCCGGUUUGGUGAAGAAGUCCAAGGACGUGAUGGACUACAGUGAGGACAACUUCGCUAUUGUUUUUGCAGCCAUGGGGGUCAACAUGGAGACUGCCAGGUUCUUUAAGUCAGAUUUUGAGGAAAAUGGAUCUAUGGACAAUGUCUGUCUGUUCCUCAACCUGGCCAAUGACCCCACCAUUGAGCGAAUCAUCACUCCCCGUUUAGCUCUGACAUCAGCAGAGUACCUGGCCUAUCAGUGUGAGAAACAUGUCCUCGUCAUCCUCACUGACAUGAGCUCCUACGCCGAGGCCCUUCGAGAGGUGUCUGCUGCCAGAGAGGAGGUGCCGGGCCGCCGAGGUUUCCCUGGCUACAUGUACACUGAUCUAGCCACCAUCUAUGAGAGGGCCGGCAGAGUAGAGGGCCGCAACGGCUCCAUCACCCAGAUCCCCAUCCUCACCAUGCCUAAUGAUGACAUCACCCAUCCUAUUCCUGACCUGACCGGUUACAUCACUGAGGGACAGAUCUACGUGGACAGACAGCUUCACAACAGACAGAUCUACCCCCCCAUCAAUGUUCUGCCAUCUCUCUCUCGACUGAUGAAGUCUGCUAUUGGGGAGGGAAUGACCCGCAAAGACCACUCUGAUGUUUCCAACCAGCUUUAUGCAUGCUAUGCCAUAGGGAAAGAUGUCCAGGCCAUGAAGGCGGUGGUGGGAGAAGAGGCUCUUACUGCUGAUGACCUGCUAUAUCUGGAGUUCCUUACUAAGUUUGAGAAGAACUUCAUUUCCCAAGGAGCCUAUGAGAACAGGAGUGUGUUUGAGACUCUGGACAUCGGAUGGCAGCUCAUGAGGAUCUUCCCCAAAGAAAUGCUGAAGAGAAUCCCUCAGAACACCCUGGUUGAGUUCUACCCCCGAGAAUCCAAACAUUAGCUCACACACACACACACACACACACACACACACACACACACACACGCUCCGCUUCCUGUCCUCUCCUCCGGCUGAGGCCUCACUCUGUAAAUACAGUGUAGUGUUGUGAUGCUGUAACAAUGCCGAUGCUCGCUGCUUUCAUCUGAUGUUGAGGGUAAAUCAUCCCGGCAUAAACAGGAAGAGAAAAAGACCAAACUGGACUUUUAGAAGUUUGUCUCCAGAGUGAAUGUCAGGAGCUUCCUGUGGAGAAGAAUGUGCAAACAAAUGAUGUGGACAUGAUAGCAGCCACUAGAGGGCGCACACAGCAGAGUUUAAGUCCAUCUGAGGGAUCGGUUCUGAAGCUUAAGGGAACACCAUUAUUUACUGAAUGUCUACAUCAUUUCUGUCAUCGCAUGAAGAACACUGAGUGCUUUGUGUGUUCCACAUGUAUUCUUUCUGAGGCAUAGAAAAUCUGAUUGAUUCUCAGGAAGUCAGAGUGAGCUAAAGUUGAAUAAAAAUACAGAAAGAAAACUGCAGAAAAGGAGCAAAUCAUUAAGUCAAACAGUUUAAUUUUGAUAACUUAACCUUAAUUAAACUCACCUUGUUCAGUUUUGCUCUUCUAACUGAAGCAUUUAAACUUUUGAUUAGACUCUCUUACCAGUUGCAAACAUAUCCUGUAUAGAUGGGUUUAUAACUGCGAUCUAGACACAGUUGUUACUGUGUAUUGUUGAUAUUUUGUAAAUUUGCUCCAUUGUUUAUCCACGUCAACUAUGACAGCUCACAUAAGCAUGAAGAAUGCUUUAUUAUACCAAAUAAACAGGCCUGAGCUUCUCAAAAGCGUCUGAGGAUUUUUGAUCCCCAUAAAAAAUUCUGCCUUUCAGCAGCUUUGUCAAAUAUUCAAUAUAUCAUCACAAAGAAACUGUAUGUUGCUCUGAGUUUAUAACCAGCCAGCUAGAUGAUGCAUUUUAAUGCUCAUAUCAGUAUAAAAUCAGACAACAACCCGCCGAUCCAUUCAUGGAUACAGAAUCCAUUCCUGGUUCCUUCAGCUUUUCUUGACAGACUCUUGUUAUCGAGGUGUCAGUCAGAACGGGCUCUGAUCCAUAUUAAAGAUAUAAGACAGUCUGGGCUGUGCAGCUCCAUUUCCCUUUACAUAUGACAGAAAAACAGGACAACAUGCAUUUACAAUGCAAACAGAGAGACUGGGUUCUGGAGACAAACCUGCCUCGUUUAGAACCGGACCAGAGAGAAAAAACUUCAGCUUCAUGUCUGUAAGCAGGAAAUUGACACCGGUGGAGUUAUGGAGCCACUCCUGGUUUAUUGUUGUUGACAGGUAACUGUGGAAAAACGACUAUUUUUCACUGAUGUAUUUACAAGCUGCAGUUUUAUCCCAGCCCAGAUUGUAGCUGCAGAACUGAUUAAAUUAACUUUAAUUUAUAAUUCUGUUAACAUUCCUUUCAAAAUUAAAAGGUUCUCCUUAGUUUGUGUAUGGUUAGAGCACACAUUUAAGAUCUGAUGCGAUUGACACAAAGUCAGCUGAUACCCUGGGCUUUCCCUGAAUAGAUCAUCAACAACAUAGAAUGAAUGAUACAUUUAAAAAU
This is a messenger RNA of Poecilia latipinna (sailfin molly), 3200 nucleotides long. Its product is annotated as V-type proton ATPase subunit B, brain isoform-like. Gene Ontology annotation, biological process: proton transmembrane transport; ATP metabolic process; vacuolar acidification. The transcript has 15 exons. Gene Ontology annotation, molecular function: proton-transporting ATPase activity, rotational mechanism; ATP binding. Gene Ontology annotation, cellular component: proton-transporting V-type ATPase, V1 domain. Lineage: Eukaryota; Metazoa; Chordata; Actinopteri; Cyprinodontiformes; Poeciliidae. The coding region runs from base 55 to 1623 and encodes 522 amino acids. The record is from RefSeq and is a predicted model, not a curated record.